AUGGUAAGGCUUGUACUUAUAAGAAUUUUGUUUGUGUAUAAGAGCAGUGAUAGAACAUGUAUUGAAGUUUAAGAUUCAGUCAUACGGUACUGAUGCCGUCUUUAUAUUACAUGACCUAAGAAGAUGAUGUUUUCAGAGGAUUAUCUCCUGAGCCACAAGCAAAGAUUUCGGGGACGUCCAUUUGAACAGGAUUCGUGCCACCUGCUUUCAUUAUCAUUUACUGAUAGGUUAUGUUUUAUCUUCAGGAAUGACUUGGCUUUUAGAUUUGCUGUUUUGUGUCUCGUAUUAGAUUGGCAGCAUUUUGGCCCGAUGCCUUUAGAGAACACUUUCCCACCACUUAAGGCUGAAAAGCAGCCUUGUAAGCGCUAACAUCGACUCUUUUCUCGAAGCUUUGCAUGUGAGGUGUUACAGUUUUAUAAAUGCUGAUAGCUUUUAACCACCGAAGGCAAAUUAGUAAGAAAACAUAUAAGUUAUCUAUAGUAUUGGUUAAAAGAAAGAAGGUAAAAACUGUCUCCUGCAUAGCUGCAUAUGUUUUCUAGUGACUUUGUGAUUAUCUUAUAAAAUAAUUACGGCUAUAAAAUUCCUUUUUGAAAUUCGGAUAGGACGAAAGAUUCAGGGAAGGUGGAUGUGGAAGAAGAAAUGGAAGACAACUAUUCAAUUGUGAAGAUAGUUUUUCCAUGUUUAUUCCUGUGGAAUCUGCUAUGCUAGAGAGAGAGUUUGAUGCUGAACCUAAAGAGUCUGAAACACCGGAUGAGGAAGAGAGUUCUGAGAAAUUCGAUUCGCAGUCCGACGAUGAUUCAUCAGGUAAGGAACACUAGUGUUUUGAACUUAAAGCCGACUGUGCUAGGUGAGCUGUAGAUUUAUCUAUGUAUGAGACACAGGCACAAAACUUAAUAAUCAAUGACUGUGACAGCAACGAUAGAUAAAAGCUCUCAUUAUCAGGGCAAAAAUCACUGUUCUGCCGAAAGAAUUUUUUUUUGUUUUUUUUUUACACGUCAAAUACAUGAACCACUUAUUACUUCCCUGGGAACUCAUUUGUUCUUCUAACGAGCGUACUUGUGGUUGGUUACCUGUCAUGUUACCCUUUUACAAUAGAAUCUUCAGUGCUUGAUUAAUGCUACAUGUCUCAUUUUGUUCGAUUAUCUAACGCCUUGAGCAUUUGGACUUCGGGCUCUGUAGAUUCUGACUUAUCAUCAUUAUCUGGAUAUUUAACGAGCUUUUGGGUCCAUAUAAGAUUUUUUUUUGAUAGAUUAAAUGAUGCCUGGCCAGUUUAGUGCUGAGAUUUACCAUUUGGAUUGAUUCUUAGAAACGGGUCCUGGUCCUGGGGCACAGUUGGAUGAAGAAACAACGCAUCAAAACAAUGGUAUUUCGAAACAGCAAGUAAGAGGGGAACCAGAAACUUUUCUGAACAAAGCACUUCAAGAAAGUGAGAAAGAGCAAGAGACUGCAUUUCAACAAAAGCAGGCUGCCGAAGAGGACUACCAAGAAGAUUUUUCCAUUACAGCUGUUAGAUUCCACGACGGAGAGAAAGAGGAAGAGCGACGAGAGGAGAAUUUUUGUUCAGGGUUAAGUAACACUGAACAGAGAUUAAGAGAGGAACUUACAAGAACAAAAAUUAGAGUAGUUUUGUUAAGUAAUCAGCUCUCAAGAAAGCAUCAGGAUGCGGAAAACUUUCAGGGACAAAUUCAGAAGAUAGAGCAACAGUUGACAGUAAGAGACAAUCGAAAAGAGAAUUUUAGAACACAACUGGAUAACGAGAAAAGAUUGCGAGCGGAAUUAAACGAAAGAGAAACGACAGAAAUUCUGCUACGAAAACAGCUCAGAGAAAAGGAUUGUCAAGAAGCAAGCCUCCAAAGAACACUAUGUGAGCAAGAGCGGCAACUGGAAAAGGAACGAGGAUUACAAGAAGAAUUAAUAGAAAAAGAAACAACAGAAAUUCUGCUACGAAAGCAGCUCAGAGAAAAGGAUUGUCAAGAAGCAAGCCUCCAAAGAACACUAUGUGAGCAAAGAGCGGCAACUGGAAAAGGAACGAGGAUUACAAGAAGAAUUAAUAGCAAAAAAGAAACAACAGAAAAUUGCUACGAAAAACACAGCUCAGAGAAAAGGAUUGUCAAGAAGCAAGCCUCCAAAGAACACUAUGUGAGCAAGAGCGGCAACUGGAAAAGGAACGAGGAUUACAAGAAGAAUUAAUAGAAAAAGAAACAACAGAAAUUCUGCUACGAAAGCAGCUCAGAGAAAAGGAUUGUCAAGAAGCAAGCCUCCAAAGAACACUAUGUGAGCAAGAGCGGCAACUGGAAAAGGAACGAGGAUUACAAGAAGAAUUAAUAGAAAAAGAAACAACAGAAAUUCUGCUACGAAAGCAGCUCAGAGAAAAGGAUUGUCAAGAAGCAAGCCUCCAAAGAACACUAUGUGAGCAAGAGCGGCAACUGGAAAAGGAACGAAGAUUACGAGAAGAAUUAAUAGACAAAGAAACAACAGAAAUUCUGCUACGAAAACAGCUCAGAGAAAUGGAUUGUCAAGAAGCACACUUCCGGAUGCAACUGAGGAUGCAAAAGCAACAACUGGAGGAGAAAGUUAAGGGAGAUGAAAUUUUAGGAGAACAAUUUCAGGAAAUGGAACGCAGGUUGAAGGAAGAAAUAACUGAAAAAGAUGCGAGACAAGUAGUUUUGUGUGAAAAGAUCUCCGAAAAGGACCAGCAGUUGACGGAGAUGAUACAACAAUUGACAGUGACAGUGGAGCGGGAAGAAGAUCUUAAGACGCAGACAAAGAAUGUAGAAGAACAGCUGAGAGAGAAUGAGGAGCAAGUUGAGAAUUUACGAACGAACCUGAAAGAUGUAGAGAAACGAUUAACACAGAAAGAGGCACAAGAAGAAAAUUUACGAUUAAGCCUGGAGCAGAUGGAGCAAAGGAUGAGAGAAGAAUUAACACAAAAGGAAACGAGUGAAACUGAGUUGCGCAAACAGCUUAGCGAAAGGGAGGAGCAGGCUGUUGACUAUCAGAGACAUUUGAGCGGGAUGGAACAGCAAUUGUCAGAAAAAGAUGAUCAAAAGGAAACUUUACUGAAACAACUUAGGAGAUGGAACAACGAUCGAGAGAGGUUACAGCGGAGAAUGAGAUGAGAGAAAAUGAGUUUCGUGAACAAACCAGAGGGAGAGAGAGCAAGAACUGAGGGAGAUGGCACGUCAGUUGAUUGAGAAGAAGCAAAAAAAGAGGAGAACUUACGCGCGCAAAUAAGGGUACACUUAAUGGAACAACGGCUGAGAGAAGAAAUGGAAGAAGAAGCUACUAGGCUAGUUGAACAGCUUAGAGAAAGGGAUCAACAAAUAGAAAACUUUCAGAUGCAGUUGCAAGGGCUACGUGAACAACUCAGAGAAAAGGAUCAGCAUUUAGCAAACGCUCGAACGCAGGUGGAGGAGCAAGAACUACUCAGAACAGAUCUCCAGCACCAACUUGAAGCAAUUGUAGCAGAAAAUGCAAAUCUCCGACAACAGGUUGUUAACCUCGAGAAUCACACCGGAUCACAGCCCGAUGAUUGGGUAAUUUCCGGGAUAAUAUUCAGUUGA
Messenger RNA from Pocillopora meandrina, 3563 nucleotides. NCBI's taxonomy places the organism in Eukaryota, Metazoa, Cnidaria, Anthozoa, Scleractinia, Pocilloporidae. The record is from the annotation of a GenBank genome assembly.